AUUUUCUCACACUAUAAAAUUAUUCGAAAACGUAUCAAAACAAAACUGAAGGCAAAAUCGAAAAUGGAAUAAAUAAAAUUCGUAUAUCGGCAUUUACAUACAUAUGUGUAUAGAAUAUUUGUAAACAUAACAUUGUUUGUGUUUUUUUUUUCGGGCAACUCAACGCCAGAACAUUAAAAUUUUAGCGAUUUUCGUAAUGCCGCACUGCGAAUUUACUUUCGAACGCGAACCGCCGGUAUAUGUGUGUGGUGAAAGGCUGACUGGCAAUGUGGCAGUAUCAUUAGUCAAAGAAAGAUCACUAGAAGAUAUACACAUAGUCUUUUGUGGCAAAGCCAGCGUUAGCUGGGUUGACACAAUGGCGCGCUUUCCAAAGCUCUAUUCCGCAGAGGAGACAUAUAUGGAGAUGGAAACAGUCGUAUUUCAAGGCGGUCUACUGCAACCAAAAACAUAUAACUACAAAUUUGAUUACCACAUACCAGAAACAUGCCCGACAACUUGUACGACAGAUAUUGGUCGUAUUUUCUACGAAUUAUCUUUAAUUCUGCAAUUCAACGAUAAGACAGAGACACGUAAGUUCACCAGUGUAAUAAUGGUGUUGCAGGUGUUCAAUAUCAAUACAGUGCCCAAUGCAUUGCUGCCAGUUGUACGUAACGAUGAGAUCUUCUUCUGCUGUUGGCCCUGUUCGGCCGGUCCGAUUGAGAUAAAUUUGAAGACAGCACAGGGCGCCUACAUACCCGGCGACACCAUAAACUUCUCUAUUGAAGUAUCUAAUAUGUCAAAACGUUGUAAAUUUCGCACACACAUUACCGCCUACUUCGUGCAAAUCUACAAAUUCACUACACAAGUGCCGCGUCGGCGCACACGCUAUAUCUCGUACAUUUUGAGUAGUGUGGCAAAUCACAUUAUUGUCAAAUCGAAUGAUUUCGCUUCCAUGGAUGAGGAUUUCUUCGUGCCACCGCUGCCGCCAUCCACACAAGGUACACAUAUAAUAUCCAUUAAAUAUGAGUUACGUCUGCAGACGCGCAUCAGCAAUGUCACACAAACAAUGUCGGACCUGACCUUGCCCAUACUGAUUGGCACGUCGGCGAAUAUAACACCCGAGCAUACCAAUGUGCGGAGUAAGAGUAGACGCUGGUAAUAAGGUUACGUCCACAAUUUUUUAUGCUCUGCGUUUAUUUCACUCAUGUAAUAGUUAUGUAUAAAGCUAAAUUAAAUAAUAAUAUAUUACCAUACAUUUAUGUUAAAUACUUA
This is a messenger RNA of Zeugodacus cucurbitae (melon fly), 1251 nucleotides long. Its product is annotated as arrestin domain-containing protein 3-like. Gene Ontology annotation, biological process: protein transport. Gene Ontology annotation, cellular component: cytoplasm. The record is from RefSeq and is a predicted model, not a curated record. The transcript has 4 exons. The coding region runs from base 197 to 1138 and encodes 313 amino acids. NCBI's taxonomy places the organism in Eukaryota, Metazoa, Arthropoda, Insecta, Diptera, Tephritidae.